This is a messenger RNA of Letharia columbiana, 657 nucleotides long. RefSeq lists its product as uncharacterized. The transcript has 2 exons. The record is from RefSeq and is a predicted model, not a curated record. Lineage: Eukaryota; Fungi; Ascomycota; Lecanoromycetes; Lecanorales; Parmeliaceae. The coding region runs from base 1 to 657 and encodes 218 amino acids.
AUGCCGAGUGUGACCAACGGAGGGUCUGCCCGACUAGCUGUCCCAUCGUCUUCGGGACUACAUCAUCUCUGGGAAGACGACAUUAUCCCAUCUUUCCUUAGUAAACGUCACCCUUUCUGUCUCAACCAUCAAGUUCAGCAUCAGUACCAAGCUUCCACCAUCAGCAAGCUCACAUCGAUCCUAUCUCCCGACGAUCGAUUCAUUCAUUGUUCAGCUUUACACACUAUACCCUCUUACAAGAUAAAUCAAAGACGGGUAAGCGGACCUCUCUACCUCCUCUCACGCAGUAUCUACGGCAUCAAUAGUUUACGCAUCCUCCAGAUCCACGAUCCCAAGCACGUAGCCAUGUCAUCGUUACCCAAGAACCUCGAGAUCACCAUUACCACAGAGCGGCCUGACGUGUCGAACAAGACGUCCGAGCCAUCCGAAUCUACCACCAAGACCAGCAACAAGCCCGAGAAGCAGGACCACAACAAGAACAUGCUCCUCCCUCCUCAUACCCCACCCUAUCAGACCGGCGCCAAGAAAGAGCCAGGGACCGAGGAUGAGGCCUGCGAGGAUGCCAUCGCUAGCGGUGAUGCAACGCCUAGCUGGGAAGGGGUUUGGCGCAAAGACCGCCGUGAUACCAAGCAUCAGGGGCCUGGUGGAGCUUCUUAG